UGGUCGCACUAAUCAUUUCAUAAGACCCAACAAAACAACAUAAUUUGGCAAAACAAUUAAAAUAUAACUAUGUUGCGCUGUUUAAAAUCACACGUUGAAACUCCCAUAGUGAUUGUCGCCCGUGCGGCCUCAACAAAUGCGGAAAAGCUGGAGGAGAUCCGCGAACGCCUGGCUAAGGGUCCCAAUUUCCAGGACUUUGUUCAGAAUCCGGAUUACUCCAAGAGCGAAUGGGAUGACUAUGCAGGAAAGUUGCGACGCGAAAAGGGCGAGGAGCAGCGCCUGCGGCUGCCCCCCUGGCUGAAGACCACAAUUCCUGUGGGCAAGAACUACGCCCGGAUCAAGGAACAGAUGCGUGAGCUCAAGCUCUCCACUGUGUGCGAGGAGGCAAGGUGUCCAAACAUUGGCGAGUGCUGGGGCGGCGGCGAGCAUGGCACCCAAACAGCCACGAUUAUGCUGAUGGGCGACACAUGCACGCGAGGCUGUCGCUUUUGUUCCGUGAAAACAGCAAGAAAACCACCGCCACUGGACGUAAAUGAGCCCGUGAAUACUGCCACGGCAAUUGCAUCCUGGGGAUUGGAUUACAUUGUGCUGACAUCCGUGGACCGUGAUGAUUUGUCUGAUGGUGGCUCAAAGCACAUAGCAGAAACUGUAAAGGAAAUCAAGGCGCGAAACUCUAACAUCUUUGUGGAGUGCCUGGUGCCAGAUUUUCGCGGAAAUCUCGAGUGCGUGGAGACGAUUGCCAAAUGCGGUCUGGAUGUUUACGCUCACAAUAUCGAGACCGUGGAGAAACUCACUCCUUAUGUUCGGGAUAGACGCGCACAUUAUCGCCAGACGCUGCAGGUCCUCACCGAAGCCAAGCGUUUCAAUCCUAAUCUCAUAACGAAGAGCUCUAUUAUGCUGGGCCUCGGAGAAACCGAUGAAGAGAUUGAGACCACGCUGAAGGACUUGAGAAAUGCCGGCGUCGACUGUGUUACCUUGGGCCAGUACAUGCAGCCCACGAACAGACACCUUAAAGUCAUCGAGUACGUAACGCCGGAGAAGUUCAAGCAUUGGGAGGAGCGCGGUAAUGAGCUGGGAUUCCUUUACACGGCCAGUGGUCCCCUGGUUCGCAGCUCCUACAAAGCGGGCGAGUUCUUUAUCACCAGUAUAUUGGAGAACCGGAAGAAGAACCAGAGCGCAAAUGCAUCGCCGAAAGAUUAGGAUAAUUGUUGAUUUUUUAAGAUACAAAAAAUUCUAGAUGCCUCGUCACACAAAUGGAUAAGUUUGGUUCUGCUUUUUAUUUGCAAAACUGCCUUUUGUUGUGCAAAGUAUAUGUAUAUAAAUAAUAACAAAAUCUUAUAAAUGUAUAAUAAAUUCGAAUUGUUAUUCAUA
Drosophila kikkawai is the source of this 1371-nucleotide messenger RNA. RefSeq names its product lipoyl synthase, mitochondrial (gene Las). Gene Ontology annotation, molecular function: lipoate synthase activity; 4 iron, 4 sulfur cluster binding. The record is from RefSeq and is a predicted model, not a curated record. Gene Ontology annotation, cellular component: mitochondrion. Gene Ontology annotation, biological process: lipoate biosynthetic process. Lineage: Eukaryota; Metazoa; Arthropoda; Insecta; Diptera; Drosophilidae.